This is a messenger RNA of Brassica napus (rape), 742 nucleotides long. RefSeq lists its product as uncharacterized. The transcript has 2 exons. The coding region runs from base 215 to 697 and encodes 160 amino acids. Gene Ontology annotation, molecular function: zinc ion binding. The record is from RefSeq and is a predicted model, not a curated record. NCBI's taxonomy places the organism in Eukaryota, Viridiplantae, Streptophyta, Magnoliopsida, Brassicales, Brassicaceae.
ACAGCGACACAUGUGGCGAUAAAGUACACCGACGAUUUCAUCCCGAAUCUCUCCCGGAUCCCUCACGAGUCUAUCCCGAGUCUGUCUCCAACCUCAUUCUCCGCCGAUUUCAAUCUAAAAGGUCAUUGGAUUGGAUUAUAGCUACACGCAGCCGUCUGAUUCGGAGGAUUAUGGUUUAGGGAACUCAGCAGACAGUGGAAACAACUCCACAUAAAUGAAUAUACUGCUGGACCAAGCAGAGAUAGAAGCCGUGCGGGUUCAGUACCCUCCGCAGCCGGAGGUUGAGUUCGGCUUCCCCAAGGAUUGCUACUGUGAUGGCGAACCGCUUAUUAGGACAUCUUACACAAGAACUGACCCGGGGAGAAGGUUCUACACCUGUGAGAACAUCGACGAUGGAGACUGCCAUGUACACAAGUGGUGGGAUGUGACGGCUACAGAGGAGAUCAAAGCCAUAGGUACACAGUAUGCCCUGCUUUCUGAUAAGGUUGAUUAUCUUGCGUCUGUGAGUGACUACGAGUCAGAACUAAACCAGGUAAAAGAUCUCCAUUAUGAGAGUGAGCUGAAGUUGGCUGUGCUUGAGAAGACUGUCUCUGAGUUAUCUAAAAAAAAAUCUCCGUUUCGUAAUGGGUUUGAACUCGUACUAGGUGGUCUGGUUCUUUUAGUAAUGGUAAUAUCCAUGUUCGUAAUGUUAAAGUAGGUUUGAACUAAGAGGAGAGUGAACUAAGUAGCUUGGUGUUUUGUA